Molecule: messenger RNA, 2582 nt
Organism: Leucoraja erinaceus (little skate)
Lineage: Eukaryota; Metazoa; Chordata; Chondrichthyes; Rajiformes; Rajidae
Product: rab5 GDP/GTP exchange factor-like
Exons: 9
Coding region: 214-1569 (451 amino acids)
Biological process (GO): vesicle-mediated transport
Cellular component (GO): cytosol; endocytic vesicle
Molecular function (GO): small GTPase binding; zinc ion binding; DNA binding
Source: RefSeq, a predicted model, not a curated record
CUCGAAGGACCGUCUAUAAACUCCUGUUGAUUUCCGGCUGGAAGGCGAAAGAUAUCGCGGACAGUCGAAGUUUGUUUGUUUGUUUCUUUUUUUCCGCCUCCGGAGCUUGGAUUCGGUGGAUCAAUCGGUCGGGACCGCGUGUGGUUCCGGGGUGAGGUGGAGGGUGGUGAAGACACCUGAGCAACAGGUGCCAGAAACACUCACUCACUCGGGAUGAGUGUGAAAAUUGGGCCCCAAGGAAUCCAUGUUGAUCAGUCUGAGCUGCUGUGUAAAGAUGGCUGUGGUUACUAUGGCAACCCGGCCUGGCACGGAUACUGCUCGAAAUGCUGGAGGGAAUGGAAUCGGAGGCAGCAGCAACAGGAUGAACAUCUGAAUAAAGAGAUGAACCAUGAAGGGCCCACAAAUUCACUGGUUGCAGGGGCCACCAGCCUACUGUUCAACUUUUCAAAGUUUGAGAAGAAGAGGAGUAGUGAGAAGGGGCGUCGAGUGAGCACCGUGAAGAAAUUAUUUGGCUCCAAAGCCACCCCCAGACAAGAGAUCCAGCAUUUCCCCACAGUCAGCUCGCCAACAUCCACACCGGUACAUUCUGGGGAUUUCACAGAUUUCCUAAAGUCGUUUUGGAAACCGUCCAUUCAGGUCAUCCAGAAACGCUGUGUCCAAUUUAUUGAGCAUCUUCAGGCAAGGCAGGAUUUGACUAUAGAGGCACAAUCUGAACUAGCACAAGACUUUUACCAGAAUAUUGCAAUAUGCUUUAAUGGUUUCUCCUCUGAGCAAAAGGACAGGAUGAUGGACAAUAUUGAAAAAUUCAUCAUGACCCAGCUGUAUAAGACUGUGUUCUGUCCUGAUAUCUCAGAGGAUGAACACAAGGAUUUGGCAAUACAACAGCGUAUACGGGCUCUUCACUGGGUGACCCCUGAAAUGCUCAGAGUUCCCCUUGAUGAGGACAAGCCAGAGGUCACCGAACAUCUUGUGUCUUCUAUCACAGCAAUCGUGAAGAUGGAUUCCAAGCGAGCUCCACAGGAUAAACUGGCCUGUAUCUCAAAAUGCAGCAGACAUAUUUUCUCUGCAAUCCAAAUCUCCAAUGAAAAACCAGCAGCUGCAGAUGACUUUCUCUCCAGUUUGAUUCAUGUGGUGCUGAAGGUGAACCCUCCCCGGCUGCAUUCGAACAUCCAGUACAUUAUCCGCUUUUGCCACCCGAAACGACUGAUGACUGGUGAGGCAGGUUACUAUUUUACCAAUCUGUGCUGUGCUGUCACCUUUGUUGAGAAGUUGAAUGGCCCCUCUCUCAAUCUCUCUCAUGAGGAAUUUGAACAAUAUAUGCAAGGUCACAAACUGUCUGCCAAAAAGACUCCGAGCUCCCCCCUCCUUCACAGUGCAGACCCUGGCAUUCAGAAGAUGCACAAGAAUCUGCAGCUGCUCCUCUCUCAAGUGUGGGAGAGACAGGACCGUAUUAUUAAAGAGGUGAAGAAACUGGAGCAGGAGGUUCUCGAAUGGAAACGAUCCGUUAAGGAGGAGGUCGAGGAAACCAUUGAAAAAUUUCCACUCUGUAACACUUUGAAUCCAGAAUGAGGUAUUUUGGAAAUCGGGUCUGUGUAACUGUGACUUCCACUAUUUGUAGAGAAUCAAAUUUUGCACAAUAAUUAGAUUGCACAAAUGAAGUAGGUUUUUAUAAAACUUGAAUGCACAAUAAAACAAGCAAAAUGUUUCAUUACGUCUAACUUCCCAUUCAAUAGUUUGGCAUCAGGAAUUUAAAUUUGUGUUACCUUAAUCUUAUGGCCAUUCUUCAGUAAUAACAAGAGACACAAGGAAAAUUGGCACCCCAGAAAGUUCUACUAGAUUCCUAUUGUGAUUAUGACAUUGUAGUGCAUUCUGGUCUGUUUGUUGUGUCGCAGAAAUAUGAUCCACAGAGCACAGUAAUAAAGAGCGAAGACCUUUCAGGGAUGGAGGGGGAGGAGAGAGCAUUUUAUAUGACAUUGUCAGAGUGAGAAGGAAACUGAAUGAAAAUAUUUUUUGUCCUGAUCAGGAAUGUGACUUCAUUCUGCCUUAAGUAACCCCAUCACUAGAGGCCACAUCAGUUCUUUCAAAUACAGAUUUGAACUGAGUCCUGGACAGCUAUGUGAAGGUUUAUAAUUUGUGAUGGAAAUAGUAGUAGAUCGUUCGGUUAUUCAGUGAGAUCAUGCCUGAUCUUUUACCUCUAUAUCCCUCCUCCUCCACUAACUCCAUAUCCCUUAUGUAAAAAUCUAUCCAUCUUGAAUAUAAUAAUAAAUUUUAUUUAUGGGCGCCUUCCAAGAGUCUCAAGGACACCUUACAAAAAUUUAGCAGGUAGAGGAAAAACAUGUAAGGGGAAUGAAAUAAAUAGAGACAUGACUCGUACACAAAGUAAAGACAGAAUUCAAUUCAAAACACAGUAUGAGGCAAUUAAUGCACAGAUGAAAAGGGAGGGGGACGCGGGGCUAAGGAUAGGCAGAGGUGAAGAGAUGGGUCUUUAGGCGGGACUGGAAGAUGGUGAGGGACACGGAAUUGCGGAUCAAUUGGGGGAGUUCCACAGCCUGGGAGCUGCCCUGGAGAAGGCUCUGUCCCCA